AUUUGGGCGGAGCCCUCUCUCAGUCUGUCGGCCGACUUCCUGCUUGGGGCCUGAGCAGCCACACUCCAGGCAAGCUGGGCUGACCGAGGGUCUCAGAGGCCAGGUUUUGAGGCCCAGGGAGCGCCUAGGGUGGGAAGAUGGCAGACGGGGGCAGCGACCUGAGCACCGGGAGGCUGAAUGAAUGUAUUUCACCACUAGCAAUUGAGAUGAACCAUCUUCCUACAAACAGCCACAGUUUGCAAAGGGUGUUCACAGAAGACCAGGACGUAGAUGAGGGGCUUCUCUAUGACACUCUAUUCAAGCACUUCAAAAGAUAUAAGGUGGAGAUUUCAAAUGCAAUAAAAAAGACAUUUCCAUUCCUUGAGGGCCUCCAUGAUCGUGAACUCAUCACAGAUAAAAUGUUUGAAGAUUCUCAAGAUUCUUGUAGAAACCUAGUCCCUGUACAAAGAGUGGUGUACAACGUCCUCAGUGAACUGGAGAAGACAUUUAACCUUCCAGUUCUGGAUGCACUAUUCAGUGAUGUCAACUUGCAGGAAUACCCCGAUUUAAUUCACAUUUAUAAAAGCUUCGAAAAUGUGAUCCAAGACAAAUUGCGUUUACAUGAAAGUGAGGGAGAAGAGAGGGAGGAGAGGCCUGGCAUCCAACUUAGUCUUGAACAAGGAACUGGUGAAAACUCUUUUCGAAGCCUGACCUGGACACGUUCGGGUUCCCCGUCUCAUGAUGGUACAACCCCACCUGAAAACGGACUCUCAGAGCAUCCCUGUGAAACAGAACAGAUACAUGCAAAGAGAAAAGAUACAACCAGUGACAAAAAUGAUGCAGUAGGAAGCCAACAAACAAAUAAACAAUAUGCCCAAAAGGCUGAGCCGGCAGAGUCCUGCGAACAAGCCACUGUCCAAGUAAAUAAUGGAGAUGCUGGAAGGGAGACGCCCAGCCGAUUGCCCUGUGAUGAAGAAAGGUCAGAGCUACACAACCACGGAGUCCAAAUUAAUUCCUGUUCUGUGCGACUGGUGGAUAUAAAGAAGGAAAAGCCGUUUUUUAAUUCAAAAGUUGAGCGCCAAGCCAAAGCAAGGACCAAUCAUAACCAGGUGUCUGACAUAAUAGUCAUCAGCAGUGAGGACUCUGAAGGAUCCAGUGAUGUUGAUGAGCCCGUAGAAGUCUGCAGCUCAGCACCGAGACGUGACCCUGUGGUCAAUAAUGAAAACCCUUUAGAAUUAAGAGAGGAAGAGGAGGACCAAGAAGCCACUUGUUCACGACCUCGGAUUGUAUCAGAGCACAGGGAUUGCAGAAAAUCGCCUAUAUUCAGAGAAAGCUUUAGGAAAAGAGUGAUAGGACAAGACCAUGACUCUUCAGAAUCCAGUGAGGAGGAGGCAACUCCAGAAGUCUUAAGCUGGGCACUGCACGGCAAGAAGGAUCCUAUGACUUCUGGAAGUACAUCUACUUGGAGAAUACACAACAGAAAGAGACGUCUCAGCAAUACUCACUUUUCAGAGCUGAGUGAUGGAGAAGAGCCUCAGGAAACCUGCAGCUCACCCCUAAGAAGUGAGUCAGGUGUGCCAAGAAGCCAAGAAGCAAGGCCUGAAAGUAGCCAAGCAUCUGGCAUGAUGGAUACCAUGGAUGUUGAAAACAAUUCUACUUUGGAAAAACACAGUGGGAAAAGAAGAAAAAAGAGAAGACACAUGUUUAAAGCAAACAGUCUCCAAAAAGGGAGAAAAAGAGGCAGACCGAGAAAACACUUAACUUGGGAAAACAAAGUCCUACAGACAAGACGGCAGCCAAAAGGAAGAAAAACCAACACUACACCUUUGAAAAGAAGAAGAAGAAGAGCUCCAAGAAUUCCCAGAGAUAAAAAUAUUGAUUUUGAACAACCUGAACUUCCUGUGACCUGUGGUGAGCUGAAGGGCACUCUACAUAAGGAGCGAUUCAAACAAGGAACCUCAAAGAAAUGUAUACAGAUUGAGAAUAAAAAGUGGUUAACUCCCAGGGAAUUUGAAAAGAAAGGAGGCCGAGGAGCAUCCAAGAAUUGGAAGCUAAGCAUACGCUGUGGCGGAUACACCCUGAAAUCCCUGAUGGAGAAACGACAUCUGCCAGUACCACCAACCACAAGAAAAAAGAUUCUAUAUUUAAGAAAUAAAUACAAAGUAAAAGUUCCCCUACAAACAUCUUUAGCGUUCAAGAAUUGGAAGCUAAGCAUACGCUGUGGUGGAUACACCCUGAAAUCCCUGAUGGAGAAACAACGUCUGCCAGAACCACCAACCACAAGAAAAAAGCAGAGCAUACUGAAGCCUCACAACAAUACGUUAGUUGACCCUUAUCGUGCUCAGUCUCAGUUGGAGUGUGUUGCUGUGUGUGAUGAGCAAAGAAUACCAGAUGCAUCACCAGAUACAAGCCAGCCGGAAAAUUCAAAUAUUUGUAAGGUGUGCAACAAAGGGGGAACGCUGUUUUGCUGUGACACUUGCCCACGAUCCUUUCAUGAACGCUGCCACAUCCCGCCUGUGGAAGCUAAGAAGGACCCGUGGAGUUGCAUCUUCUGCAGGAUAAAGGCUAUUCAGGAAAGAUGCCCAGAAAGCCAACCAUGUCAUCAGGAAUCUGAAGUCCUGAUGAGGGAGAUGCUGCCCAAGGAGCAGUUGAACAGAGAGGGGUCUCGGGGCCCACAGAAGCCCAUGUGGUUAAACAAAGUCAAGAGAAGACUGAAUGAGCAGGUGUACUCCCGAGUGGAGGAGUUUGUGCAGGAUAUGCGUCUCAUCUUUCAUAACCACAAGGAAUUUUACAGCGAAGAUAAAUUCAUCACACUGGGAAUUCAAGUACAGAACACCUUUGAGAAGAAUUUCAAAAACAUUUUUGCAAUUCAGGAAACAAGCAAGAACAUUAUAAUGUUCAUUUAGCUCAUUCUUAUCUCAUUUCUUCAGACCCUCCUGCAGCUAGCUACGCAAUGUGCUUGUGGUCCUACUAAACGGACUACUCCUAUGGAAACUCCACAUUACACUUCUUCUCCAAAGUUUCUCAUUGCCAUUUUAAAACAGUCUCAUCAGCUUUUAAUAAAAUUCAACACCCCUUCAUGUUAAAAAUUGUCAAUAAGCUAGGUAUUGGGGGAACAAAUAAUAAGAGCAUUUACGACAAACCCACAGCCAACGUUAUAUGAAUGGACAAAAGACAGAAGAGUUCCCCUUGAAAACAGACACAAGAUGAGUAUUCCCUCUCUCACUGCUCCUAGUCAACGUUGUAUUGGAAGUCUUAGAGCAGUCAGGAAGCAGAAAGAAAUAAAGACAUCCAAACAGGCAAAGA
Messenger RNA from Saimiri boliviensis boliviensis (Bolivian squirrel monkey), 3285 nucleotides. The record is from RefSeq and is a predicted model, not a curated record. Lineage: Eukaryota; Metazoa; Chordata; Mammalia; Primates; Cebidae.